Molecule: messenger RNA, 1896 nt
Organism: Aphidius gifuensis
Lineage: Eukaryota; Metazoa; Arthropoda; Insecta; Hymenoptera; Braconidae
Product: frizzled-10-A-like
Exons: 4
Coding region: 218-1879 (553 amino acids)
Biological process (GO): canonical Wnt signaling pathway; non-canonical Wnt signaling pathway
Cellular component (GO): plasma membrane
Molecular function (GO): Wnt-protein binding; Wnt receptor activity
Source: RefSeq, a predicted model, not a curated record
GUCACUACAUACGGAUGCUGUUGGAUUUUAUCUUAACUUGAACACGUUUUUUUUAAAUAAUAUCAAUUAAAAAACAUGGAAUAAAGUUUAGCAAUUGUGAAUAACAAAAAAAUAUUUACAAAAUGAAAAUAAAAACAAUUUUUAAGCAGUAAAUUUUAUUAUUGUUUUUUUUUUUUUUUUUUUGGAGUGUAAUUGUUGGAUAAUAUUGUUGUUAAAAAUGAAAGGCAGUUUGUGGAUUAUUUUUUUUGCAUUUGGAUUAGUGUUAAGUUGUGUGGAAUCUUGGAGUUAUGCUAGUAAACGUGAAGCUCAAUGUGAAAUAUUAACAGUGUCAAUGUGCAGUGGAUUUAGAUAUAAUAGCACAGCAAUGCCAAAUUUUAUGGGACACACGGAUCAAAUACAAGCUGAAAAUGGGCUUAAACAAUUUGCGCCACUUGUUCGCUACAAUUGUUCGCAACAUAUGCAAUUUUUUUUAUGUGCUGUGUUUGCACCAGUAUGCCUCAAUGGAAUUCAAAUACCAGCAUGUAAACCACUGUGUUUGGCAGUAAGAAAUGACUGUGAGCCAGCAUUGGCAGAGCAUAAUUUACCCUGGCCCAACCUGUGGGACUGUGAUCGUUUUUCUGACCAGAAUGAACUUUGUGUUCAACCACCACCAACAUCAAGUGAUGACAUACUCCCAGAAAUAUUACCACCAUCAUCACCUGAAUUACCAAUUUUACUUGGAAAUAAAAUGGUUACUCGUAAACCAAUUAGUAGACAUCGUCAGUGUCCACCAAAUUUUGUAAAAGUUGAUAAUAUAUCAUUGUGUGCACCUCGUUGUGGAGCAGAUGCUUAUUAUCGUGGUGAUGAUAAAAAAUUUGCUGUACGUUGGAUGACUGGUUGGGCAUGGCUGUGUUUUUUAUCAACGUUAUUUACACUAUUAACAUUUUUAGUUGAGCCAUCACGUUUUCGUUAUCCAGAACGUCCAAUAGUAUUUUUAGCAUUGAGCUAUAAUCUUUUAUCAUGUUUAUAUAUUGUUAGAGGUUUUGUUGGACCAGAGGUAUUUAGUUGUGCAAGCCAAUAUGAUGGUUCAAGUUAUGUACCAAUUGAAAAUGGUCUUCAAAGUAUGCCAUGUACAUUUUGGUGGAUAUUUAAAUAUUAUUUAAGUUUAUCAAGUAGUAUUUGGUGGUCAAUACUUUGUGGUUGUUGGUUAUUGAGUGCUAGAAAUGAAUGGAGCACAGAGGCAUUACAUAAUAUAUCUGGUUGGUUCCAUUCAAUUGCUUGGGGUUUACCAUUAUUAUUUAUUGGUGGUAGUUUAUUAACUAAAAAUAUUGUUGCUGAUGAAUUAAUUGGUUUAUGUCAAAUAUCAGAUGAAUUGUCAUUAUGGUGGGAUAUAUUACCACAUUGUUUAUUAUUAUUAUUAGGUUGUAUAUUUGGUUGUAUUGCUGGUGUAUCAUUGAUACGUAUUAGACAAGCCAUUAGAAGUUCUGGUAAAAGUUCAACAAAAUUAGAAAGACUUAUGACUAGAUUAGGUAUAUUUGGUGUAUUAUAUGCAUUACCAGCAAUUGUUGAACUUUUGUGUGCACUUCAUGAAUCAUCAGUACGACCAAAAUGGCGUGAAUUUGCAUUAAUGACUGCUGAAGAUUGUCGUUUAAAUAAUAAAUGUAUACCUGGACCAGUUUAUUUAUCAUCUGGUCUUGAAGUAUUAUUAUUAAGAACAUUUUUAAGUUUAUUUGUUGGUAUAACAUCAGGCAUGUGGGUCUGGUCUGGUAAAACUUGUCGUGCAUGGAGUAAACUUAUUGCUGCACCAAGUAAAUCAACAAGACGUUCAGUUAAUGGACCACUUAUUCAAACAAACAAAACAUUUCAGGCUGUUAAAAUUGAUGGAAUUAGUGCAUCCUAAAAUUUAUAUUAUUAUUA